AUGAAGCUUCUAUUCCCAAAGGAGCUUAUUGAUGAGAAUCUAGAAGGAUUCAAGGAGAAAGUGACAAGAACUCUAAAGCUUUUUCCUAAGGCAGUAGUGCCAAGGGACAUUCAUGGAGAGAUUGUCUAUCCAGCUGUGAAUCACCCACCAGAUACUCAUUGCAAGGAGAAAAGACUUGGAGGAUCAAGAUGCCUCUUGUCUCCAUCUUCUCCUGAGUGCCAAGCCUUACAGAUAGAAGGAGAAAAAGGUGUGAAAACACAAUCCGCGCCAAAACAUUGGCCGCGGACGCGCAAAGAAAUUUUGGCCGAGCAAUUCCAACCGGGCCGACCACGGUCGAGCCGGGAAGGAACGGCUAUGCUCGGCCGGAUUCACUCUAUCGCGCGACAAAACGUUCGCGCGCACGCACGAACCGGGAAAGAAAGGCCGCGAUCGGCCGAUUUUCGUAUCGGAACGGACCGACCGUGCCGGUCGAUCCGGGAAACAACGAUCGGCCUCGGCCGAAAUCUCUCGCCAAACAAUUUGGCCGACCAAAUCGCUCGACCGCGACAAAAUCCAUCGGCCAUCGGCCCAAAACUUUUCUCGGCCAAGGUAAGUCCCCUUUUCAUUAAUUCAAACCGGUUUUAA
Molecule: messenger RNA, 624 nt
Organism: Microthlaspi erraticum
Lineage: Eukaryota; Viridiplantae; Streptophyta; Magnoliopsida; Brassicales; Brassicaceae
Source: the annotation of a GenBank genome assembly